Molecule: messenger RNA, 11789 nt
Organism: Boleophthalmus pectinirostris (great blue-spotted mudskipper)
Lineage: Eukaryota; Metazoa; Chordata; Actinopteri; Gobiiformes; Gobiidae
Gene: tnrc6c2
Product: trinucleotide repeat containing adaptor 6C2
Exons: 22
Coding region: 142-5721 (1859 amino acids)
Biological process (GO): positive regulation of nuclear-transcribed mRNA poly(A) tail shortening; miRNA-mediated post-transcriptional gene silencing
Cellular component (GO): nucleoplasm; P-body
Molecular function (GO): RNA binding; protein binding
Source: RefSeq, a predicted model, not a curated record
UUUUUUUUUUUAGAAAAGAUAUCGGGAGAAUUGCUUUGUGUGUGUUUUUUCUGCCAUGCACCAACUCUUCAGUGAAAGCUGCCAAAGCUGUGGUUAAUGCGAGCUGAAAGAAGCUAGCAACUGAAGUAAGAGAACCGUUUGAUGGAAGAAAAGAAAAGGAAAAAACAAGAAGAAAAGAUCAAGAAAGAAACUACUCAGAAAAAGGCUGCUGGCCAGAAAGCCAAAGUGCUAGAGCCUGCUUCUACUAAAACCAGUCCUGGUUUACCCCGCCACCAUCUCCGCCCAGCCAGCCCUGCGACCCGCUCCUCGUCUCCUCCUCUCGGCAAUGGCAAGUCUGCCUUGUCCAUUGGCCAGCUCCAGAAUCAGACCUCUCCUUCGCCGCAGUGCCAGUUGUCCUCUGUCAGUGCUCGCUACCCGCCCAGAGAGGUGCCCCCGCGCUUUCGCCAACAGGAGCAGAAGCAGCUACUGAAGAGAGGGCAGCCUCUGCCUCCCGGAGCUCUGAGUGUGCUCACGCUCCCCUCUUCCUCAACGUAUUCUACCACUGCUACCAGCAGUAUCAACUCUGCCACCACCACCGCGGGCAAGAGGCUCACAGAUACCCCACUGAGCGGCGUGGGUGCCCAGCAUGAGACCUCUCAUUGGGGAGCAUCUUCACCUGUUGACAGCUCCUUCAGUGCCAACACCUGGGACAAAGUGAUUAUUGACGCGAGUGACACAGACUCUUGGCCUUCAAUCAGAGGCAGUAGUGACCCCAGUCACCCUUCUGCAGCAGAAUGCCCCGUGGGCUCCGCUAGUCCUGACCACGACACCAGUGCCGGCACUACAACAGAGUGCAGUAGUUUCCUGAGUAUGGCCACAGGUGCCGCAAGCCAGCAGACCCACUACCCGUCUCUGAAAUCAAACAAUAAUAUGAUGACCGGACCUGGGUCUGCCAGCACCUUAAGCGCCAGUAGGGGAUGGGGCUCAGAGGGAAAACCAGAUGCUAUGAAUGGUGGUCGAAUGGGAGCAGCCAAUAACUGGGGUUCCUCCAAUUUUAAUUUAAACCUCAAUCCUAAUGCCAACCCCUCAGCUUGGCCUGUUCUUGGUCAUGAGGGCACUGGCAGUAACGCACCCCCCAAUGGGCUGUCUAACUCUUCAUCUCUUACACCAGGUAUCAAAAGUAAUGGAAAUGUAGGGGCACCUGAUGUAAAUGGUGGAGGCUGGGCUGGCAUGAUGAGCGCUAAAGAAAUGGAUCAGCAACAUCCUACAACCAACACUUGCUUGUCUUUUAAUAUGGAACCUGCAAACCUUAAUUCUGACGGACCAAACCAUACUAAGCAACAACAGCCAACUCAGGAGCCAAUGAGCCCUAUCCACGGGAUGACUGGGUGGGGUGGCCAGUCUCCCACAGAAUCAUCCCAGCUCAAUGGAGAUACAACAGGCAGCUCAGUAUGGGGAAGUGGGGACACUAAGGCAGCUGACUCCCCCAAAGACUCUGGUUGGGACUCCAGCCCAUCUGGAGCCCUCUCUGCCUGGGGCCGUCAAGGCAGUGGGACAGGGAGUACUGGAGGUAGUGGAUGGGGGGACUGGGGAAAGUCCUCUGGGGGAGAUGCACCCAAAGGUUGGGACUCCGGUGAUGCUGGAAGUUCAGGCUCAGGCCAAGAGCAGCCACUGAGCUCGUGGGGCCAGCAGCCAGGCACGGCUCCAGCUAGUGAGGGCAGCGGAGAUAGUAGUGAGGGGCGAUCUCGCCGGAGAGAUAGGUCCUACAGCAUGGAAAUUGCUCCUGUACUUCCACGACAAGAUCUUGACCCCCGGGUUUUGAGUAAUACUGGCUGGGGACAGACCCCCAUUCGACAGCACACUGUGUGGGAGAUGGAAGAAGUCAGCUCAGAUGACUCGAAAAGUUGCAGCAGUUCAGAAACCUUAGGCAGCUCUGGCUCUAAUCACGCAAACUCUCCCACAUGUGGUGGAAAUGUAAUCACCAACAUUGGGCCUGGUCCAAGGCCAGGAUCUGGAGGGAAAAACGACAGUGACGUGUCAGUAUCUUCAAACUGGGGAGGUCCUCAGCCAAUGCAGAGUGGAUCAGAGUGGAGUGAUCCUCCACAGUCCAAAGCCCAAAAUGGCACUACCAGUGGGUGGGGAGAUCCUAUGCCUGCCAGUGGUUCUAAAAGUGGAGGCUCUUCUUCUUGGGGGUCUGAGGACAAGUCACCCAGUUGGGAUGAUGGUAUGACAAAAAGUCAACCAACUACUUGGACUGAGGGUUCCUCAAGCGGCCAUGGGUGGGGAAAUGGUAACGGGAGCUUAAAUGGCUCCAGCACAGGGGAAUGGGGAGAGCCAGAGGGCAAGAACAAUGGGAACUCCAGUAGCAUGUGGGAGGGAGAGGGUGGCAAUGGGGGAAGUUCUGGGUGGAAGGAGAGCCCUCGAGCAGGAAAUCGAGGUGGUGGCUGGGGCAAACAAGCUCCACCAGUGAAUAAUAGUUGGGGGGAUACAUCACGUACCAAUGGCCCGGUUCAGGGAGGCUGGGGCUCCUCCAAACCUCAGGAGAGCAGCAGUAGCAGCACAGGCAGUGGAGGAGGUGGUAGCAUUGGUUCCUGGGGUGGUCCCAGUUCUGUGAAGCAGAACAGCUCUAACUGGAGUAAUGCCAAUAAAGUGGAUCAGGGCAUGGAGCCAACUGGCUGGGAAGAGCCUUCUCCUCCCUCCAUUCGAAGGAAGAUGGAGAUUGAUGAUGGAACGUCCACAUGGGGUGAUCCCAACACGUAUAACAAGACUGUCAACAUGUGGGAUCGCAACAAUCCCAGUGGCAACCCAGGAAACAGUGGACCACCACCCAGUAAGAAUGGUGGAAUAAUUCUACCCAAUAAUAACAACCACACUGUGGGAAACAGCAGUCACCAUCACAGUCACCAUAUGCACCAUCACCCUCAUCAUGGUCCACCCCCAACUCACCUCCAGCACCAUGGAAACAACGGCUCGCCCAACAAUGGGGCCUCUCAUCCAGGAGCGGGCCCCCAAAGACCACCUAUCUCCAACCCAGGAUGGGGAGAGAUUCCUAAUGUCCAGCCCAAGUCAGAGCCUGCCUGGGGGGAGCCGGCAGCGCCAACUUCUGCUGUAGACAAUGGCACCUCUGCCUGGGGAAAGCCACCAGGAGGAGUCGGAGGCUGGGGAGAUGGUGGACAUGAGUCCUAUGGCAGGGCCAACGGGCCCCCUGGCUCUGCCCCCUGCAAAUCAGGCCCUAAACCUAUGCAAGAUGGCUGGGGAAAUGGAGGAGAGGAAAUGAGUAUGUCAACCAGCCAAUGGGACACAGAAGAGGGGGACAUGUGGAACAGUCCUACAUCCCAGGAGAGCAAUUCUUCUUGCAACUCGUGGGGCAAAAAGGGUCCAAACAAGGGCAAGAUGGGUAACAAGCCUGAUGAAGCUUGGAUCAUGAAUCGUCUGAUCAAACAGCUGACUGACAUGGGCUUUCCGAGAGAUCCCGCUGAAGAAGCAUUAAAAAGCAACAAUAUGAACCUUGACCAGGCAAUGAGUGCCCUGUUGGAGAAAAAGACAGACCUGGACAAGAGAGGCAUGGGCCUGUCCGAUUAUAGUAAUGGCAUGAACAAACCCCUGCUAUGCCGACCCUCUAUACUCUCCAAAGACCCCUCUGAUCGUACUACCUUUCUUGACAAGGAUGGUGUUCUGUCAGAUGAUUCUCCUUCAUCACCAUUUCUGCCUUCCCCUGGCCUGAAGCUCCCUCUGGCCAACAGUAGCCUUCCAGGGCAGGGUCUGGGACAGGGCGGCCCAGGGCUGGCAAUGCAAAACUUGAACAACAGACAGAUACCAAGUGGAAUGUUUGGCAGCAGUGGAGCAGCACAAACCCGGGCCAUGCAGCAGCAGCCUCCACAGCCACCAGUGCCACCUCUCAGCUCCUCCCAGCCGAGUCUACGUGCUCAAGUGCCUCAGUUUCUCUCCCCUCAGGUCCAAGCACAGCUCUUGCAGUUUGCAGCAAAAAACAUUGGUCUGAAUCCUGCACUUUUAACCUCACCAAUAAAUCCUCAACAAAUGACCCUGCUAUACCAACUUCAGCAACUGCAAAUGGCAUACCAGCGUUUACAAAUCCAGCAGCAGAUGAUGCAGGCACAACGCAAUGUUUCUGGCCCUAUUAGACAACAAGAGCAGCAAGUUGCACGUACAAUCACCAACAUGCAGCAGCAGAUCCAGCAGCACCAGCGUCAGCUGUACCAGGCGCUGCUGAUGAAGCAGCAGCAGCAGCUUCCUUCUCAUUCCUCCAACUCUUCCUCCUCUGCUGGCCUGCACCCCCCAGGCCCUCCUGGAGGUCCCAGCAAAUCAUCUCUGGACCCUUUCUCUGGCUCCCACCAGGCCCCAGGCCUCGCCGACACACUGCACACCAAAGAGCCUCCGUCUUCUCCCAACGCCUACAACACCUAUCCUCUCACUGGACUGAAUCCGAACAUGAAUGUAAACUGCAUGGAGGUGGGGGGCCUGUCCCUGAAGGAGCCCCCUCAGCCUCAGUCUCGUCUGUCCCAGUGGACACACUCCAAUGCCAUGGAUAACCUAUCCGGCAAUGCCACUAAUAUGGACAGCAACCUCAAUAAACACGGUGCCAUAACUGCUGCCUCUACUCUGGGCCCUCCUGGGAAAGCCCCUCAGCUGGAGGACUCCUACAGCCCUUAUAACCUAAUGUCCUCGACUGAGGCUCCCUCCAGCCCCCUGGUCACUCCAGAUAGCUGGGGCCAGGGCAAGAGCCCCAACGAAAAGAUUUCUAAUGGCAACAACAUUAACUGGCCUCCAGAGUUCUGCCCAGGCGUGCCAUGGAAGGGCCUUCAGAAUAUUGACCCUGAGAAUGACCCCAACAUGACUCCCGGCAGUGUCUCAACUGGUCCCACCAUCAACACUAACAUUCAUGACGUCAAUCGAUACCUUUUACGGGACAGGAAUGGGGGGAAACUCUCUGACAUGAAGUCCACUUGGUCUCCAGGGCCCAUCUCCCAAAGCCAAGGCUCUCUGUCCCAUGAGUUGUGGAAAGUACCCCCAGGCCCACGGAGCACCACCGCUCCCUCACGCCCCCCACCCGGUCUCACCAACACUAAACCUUCCUCCACCUGGGGUGGGAACUCCCUUGGCCUGGCCCAGGGCUGGAGUGGCUCCUACUCCUCUGAGGGAACCACUUGGAGCACGGACAGCACCAACAGGACCAGCAGCUGGCUGGUUCUGAGGAACCUUACUCCACAAAUUGAUGGUUCCACUCUGCGGACUCUCUGCAUGCAGCAUGGUCCCCUGAUCACAUUCCACCUCAAUCUGACCCAGGGCAAUGCUGUGGUCCGCUACAGCUCCAAGGAUGAAGCUGCCAAAGCCCAGAAGUCUCUGCACAUGUGUGUGCUUGGAAACACCACUAUUCUGGCAGAGUUUGCUGGUGAGGAGGAGGUGAACCGCUUCUUUGCACAAGGCCAGUCACUGGGGUCCAACACCACUAGCUGGCAGGCCAACCAGGGAACCAAUCAAAACCGGAUGGGCGGGGCUACGCAGUCUCACACUAUUGGUCAGUGGAGUAGCAGUGGCGGCGGAGCAGGAGGCACUGGAGGGGCCAAGACUGGCGGGGGCAGCGGCGAACUGCUGUGGGGAGGUGUUCCACAGUACUCCAGUCUGUGGGGGCCUCCGAGCGGAGAGGACACCCACGUCAUCGGCAGCCCCACUCCCAUCAACACGCUGCUGCCUGGAGACCUGCUGAGUGGAGAGUCCAUGUAGAACCAUGCAACACCCAAACACCUACUAGCCUUCUGCCACCGUGAUAUGAAGCAAUUGGUGCAGAGCCGGCUACAAACCAAUUCAAUAUGAACAGGAGCUAAAUCCAAGCAAAUCAUGUGGCGAUAAUCAGUAUCACUAUUUUGAACUAUGUUGAACUGUGAAUUGUAAAUCAGGAGACUGGGGUCCUCAACACACAAAGAGACUCCAGUUCUUUUGUUUUACCUUUUGUUAUUUUUGAGAAGAAAAUAUUUCUUCUUCUUUUUCCUUUUGAAGCAAACUGAAAAGUGUACACAGAGGAAGCUGUGUAUUUGUUUUGUUUUCCAUAAGUAUACAACAUUCUGUGUGAAGUGUUUUAGGAGAAGCAAUCAAAGCUGCCAUCUGAGACUUUCCUUUCCCCUCAAAAAGAAAUCAUCCCAAAACAAGACUUAAAAUGACCAUUCCCAGCAUGUCCAUGGCCAAUGACCAUGUGGUUCAAAGACCUUUACUAGCAAUGUUCUUGUUUGUUUCUCAGCACUAAUAUUAGCCUUAAGUGCUCUAUGGCCCAGGUUCUUCCCAAGCCGCCUUUAUUUGUUGGUAUUUUGUUUUUGUAACUGAAGAAAUUGCUAAAAUCUUGCACAGUUUUCACCUCUGAGCCAGAAAGUGGUACAGGACACAACUGGUGACCCACAGUCACUGGGCAGUAUCGAGGCCUGACCCGAGUGUCUGGUCCUACCAAUCAUCAGCGCCAAUGUUCCUUUACUCCUUCAUCUCUUUACUGUUAGUUUUGUAGGUCAACCCUGUCUGUGGAAAGUAACCACAACAUAUAAGCUCACAGAUGCGGAUUUGUUUUUCCAGUGGCACUGAAUCAUGAACAAAUCCACAUACUUCAUGGAUACCAGUUCAUCAGCUGGUGCUUAAGUUAAAAUUUUGUAUUUGUUGUUUAUAGGAAGUCCAGCAGUUUGCAUGGUCUGCCAUUUUUGGAGGACAAAAUCCAAUUUGAACUUUAAAGACAGUAUCAUUGCAAUAUGCCAUAGACUUCUUCCGUCCAUCCUCACCACCGGAAUUGUUGCUUUUAUUUAACCAUUUUCUACUUGUUUUGGUGCAGCAGCAAAAGACUUUGGAACUUCUCUUUUUAAAACUUGGACUUAUCCUGACCGCCAAUUCCUAUAAACUGUUGGGACAAGUUUGCAUAGAGGAAGGUUGAACUAAGCAUGCUGAAAACUGUUCUAAGAAGUGAGACGAAACGCACACUUCCUCUGUGCGCAAAACAGCCACACCCAACACAGACUGAAUCCUCCUGGGAUUGGCCGGUUCUGGCUCCCUGGCACAAUACCAAAUAAGAGGGGUUUCUCCUAAUGCAGUAGACCUACGAGUGUUCCUUGAGUUUGGUACUGUACAAACAGAAAGAAAUGACUUCUAUAAAUUCAAAGGGUUUUAUCAUAGCACUUAUGAAGAGCAAACUGCUUCAACUGCAAUCCAGUAAAUCAAAAAAGAGCAGCCAAAAAAAGAAAAAAAAAAAAAACUAAACAAACAAAACAAAAAAAGCUGCUCUUCAUGUACUGUAUGUAUUUGAUGGCGUUGUAUAAGGCGUUGGUCCUCUGGUAGCAGGGCACGAGAAACUGAAAUGUACCUUUUGAACUUUCGGGGACACACCGGCAGUGUGGUGGUUGUCCUCUUUUGAACAAUAUCGAAGUGAAUAUCACUGUUACUCCAAAUGUUAAGCCUUGAUUAAUUUGGAGGCACUAGACUUGCAACAUUAGCUGUUUCAGACCCCCGCUGGCCGUCAGUGGUCAGUGCGUGCGUCGGAGGGUGGUGGGGAGCUGGUGAGUCCACUGAGUGCCUCUGCUGUGGUCUGGGCUGCUGACGGAAUCACUUCCUCUUCAUUUGCGUCUCAGUAUGGCAAGAAAACAACAGCUCGGCCUAAACAUGGCAACAUCUGUCGCCCGCCCUCUCCCCACCACCACUCAGUCCUUUGACACAAAGAUCACUUUAGCUGGAUCAUGUAAUAGUCAUAUUUCUGGAAUUUUUGCCAGUGUAAUUUCUAUGAUGGUUUUUUUUUUUUUUUUUUCUUUUUUUUUUUUGUCAGUAUGUGUCUACAUGCAGUGGUAAAGCAAAAUAUUUGCUGCAGAACUAGCCCUUCACUGUUCAUAUGCAGAACACUUUGGUCAGAGGUGCCUCUGUAUGUUCAUCCUGUGUAUUGAAUGCAAAACAAUACUACAGACCAUUAUCGAUUGUCUUUAUGUGAAACUGCUCACGCUUUGUGUUUGACAGUAUCUGUAGUACUUCCAGGUAGUUGUCUUGAGAUGUGUAAAAGUAGAGUGUCUCACACAGGGUUGUAGCUGUUGGUUGCUCCACGCUGCUCCACCUGUCCACAGGCUGUCCCCCCUGUGCCUGUUGCCAAGCUGCUACGUUAUGACCUCCUCCUCCUCCAGACCCAGUAGCCUCUACCCCAUCAGGCACCCAAAGGCCCUCCAAUCUGUUUCUAUGCAAAAGACUAGAGGCUGGAGCAUGCCACUCCUUUUAGGAGAAAGCACUUGUUUUCAGAGCUUGAAGGUAUUCAAGCUUGUAUCCCUGAGCCCUCCCAUACUGGCCGCAUGAACACUGUUGAAACGUAUGUCCACAUUUCUCUGGUCAGCCUUUGCCCCGCUCUGUGCUGACCGCACUAGUGUCCAGCUAGAUCUCAGGGUAGAGGAGUUGAUGAUACAAAGUAUGCUCUCCGUGAUUGUCCUUUUGACUGUGAGAGCAAUGUCUUACUUUUAAAGGCCAUGUGCACAACUUAAACACAGACCUCAUGCUGAACAAACGUAAUUAGAAGUUGACAGGAGGAUAUCGUCACAUCCUGUUUUUUGUGGCCUACUGCGAGCACCAGGGGCCUGUAUAGCAUAGUAAGGUGCCAUGAUGUGCCAAUCCGCUGCACAGCACUUGUUUCCUGUGAGGAGGAGCUUUGAAACACUGAGCAGAGGGCACAGUGGGGACAGAAGGAACAAAGACAUGGGCCCAACGCUCCGUCCUGUAGACAUGAUUAUAUGCUUUGAGGGGACACCCACAUAGGAGAAAGUCCUUACUCAGUUGUGGGUUCCAGUUUGCUACAGUGCACAGUUGAUGAUGGGUAAUCCCGGGUACAUAUUUUUUUAAAACCAAAAAUGAAAUUGCAUUUUAACGUCAUUUUUAUGAAGUUUGACAUAAAAUCUUAAAAAUGUUUAAAAAAUCUAAAUGUAAAAAAAAGAUCUAUAAUAUGUUAAUGCUCUGCACUUCUAGCUGAAACGUUUCUGGUCGUCAGUGUCUGCUGCCACCAUCCACUGGAGCAAGCUGGCGGCUGGUGCCUUUUUGUGGAUGCUAUAUUUAUCUUGUUUUAUUUUUGUGUCCUGCUCAAAGCGGACCCUCUGAACUGUACAUUUCCACAAACCCAGAUGACUUGGGCCCACUGUAUCAGCCUCACUCUUCUUACAGGAGAGGCUCAGACUUCAUGAGGUACAAAGUCUUAAAACAAAAGAAAAAAAAUUAAACAAGAAAACAGAACACGGCUACCUUUCGGGGCUCUGCGUCCUGCAGCACACAAGCAAAAAUCACUAUUGCCUGUUUCUGUAACUGCCUUGAUCCAAGCUCAGACAGACCCAAUAGCCGAGGACCUCCCAGCAUCCUGUCCAACUGGAGAACCCUGACCGUGAAGGGGGUUUCCCGUGCUGCACCAGCAUCGAGAGGCUCUCCUCUCAACCGCUACAUCUGUCAACAGUAUCUAUGUACAUUAGGCACAAUGAUACAUAUUUACUGUUCCUACGCUGUGUUCUAUCAAGACUCUUGGAUCCAAACUUCUGAUGCGUUCUGUUUCUAUUCCAAAAGGUCUUUGAUACAAACUGAAAAAGAGCAAUAUGUAUUUUUCCCGCAAAUAAGUAGGUGGAAGAAAAGAUUUUGGGUCGGAUGUUAACUUGAUACUUGAUUGAAUGAAAGCUGCAUCUUUCUGAUCUGGCGCUGGAUGUGCACACUCAUACGCAGUACAAACUGUGUUGUACUGUGCAUGUGAAGUUCUUGUUUGUUAGCUCGUCUAAAAGCCCAACCUGAAUCAUCUGCUUUGAUGCAUAUUUUAACCUAGUGGAAUCACAAACAUAUCAAAACAAAAUACUGAACACAAAUACUUGAAUCAUACAGCGCCAAUAACAUAAUGUGAAGUCAGUAAUUCAUUUUGUUGUCUCAAUCGGACAGGUACACAUAGGGGCUUUUAGAUUUAUCAAAAUGUAUUUCAUUAAGUUACAAAAUAGUAGAAAAAAAGCAGUAGUCCUCUUAGAUGUGUGCUUGCUGUUGUAUGAAUGUAUGCAGAGAAAUGUGAGGAUGAUCCACUCAGUAUGAUCACUUUGUUUUGUUAAUUUUGUUCUGUCCAAACUAUUCUGCUUGAUGUUGUUAUUAUCUUCUAAUGUUGCACUGAGUGUCUUCUACCCCUCGCUCAGCUAAUCGUAAAAAAGGAGUCAAAGUACAGAGGGGGGACCGUGACAAUUCACGUGUACAUGUUUACUCAAGGACUUAAUGGAUUUUAUUUCAUUCUAUAUGUAAAAAUUAUCUACCUUAUAGUGGCUUUUAUUGUGGAAUAAUCCAACAUAAGGAUUAUAAGUAUUGCACCACUUUGUUCCAGUUCAAUAUAAAAAAGUAUAAAAAUAAAAAAAAUAACAAAGAAUUUUUAAAAAUCUGAAAAAAAAAAUACAAAACAAAAAAGCCAAAAAACAAAAGAACUGUGGCCAUAGCUAGCUGUAGAAAGACUAGUAAAUCCCUAUGUUACUUCUUUGAAAAAAAUAUUAAGGGAUUCAAGGAGAUAACAGUGCAGGAGGUGAGUUUGCUCCGAAACUCAUUUCAGAGGUGCCUAUCUUUUCAUUUGUUCUGCUAAAGCCACCUGUCGUUUACAAGCAUUUCAUUUGUCUAGAGUUUAAGGACUUAGACAUAUACAACAGCAAUGUUUGAAAAAAAGUUCAGUUCAUCUUCCAUCAAAAAUGGACAUAAAAUCUUACAAAAUGAAGAUUUAUGCUACUUAAGAACUCUGGGAUUGAUCAGUGUUGUCAUAUUUGGAUUUUUAAUUUUUGUGUCGAUGGACUAUCUCUGUAUUUGUGAAAUGUAUGUUUUUACUUUCUGUAAGCAACAGUUUGCUUACAAUCUUGCACACUCAUAAAAGAUGUGGAUUUUGUCUCAGGAAGGCCAGGGUUCCAGUUACCAACUCCAUCAUUUUUAUGUUUUUGUUUUUGUGAAAAGAGCAACUGAAGACCCAAGCGGCAUGGAGGUUGGACAGAAUCUAGUACCAUUUUGUUUGAAACUAAAAGUUUGUAGCAAGUUACAUAAUUACCAAAUAAGACUGAGAAUCAGCUUGGAAAAGUGGUGUGCUUUACAUGUGAAAUCUAAGUAGAAAUUGCUUUACAUUGAUAUGAACAGUUUGAUUGUCAAAAGACAUUGACAGAAAUGCAUUUGUAUGUUUGUUCUUUUGAGCUGUUUUUUCCUGUUGGUUCAGGAGCAUUGUGCAAGUUUAGUUUGAAUCAGCUCUCUGCGUGUUGCUGAGAGGUUCUUACAUGUACUGAGGGAUUUCAGAGGAGGAUGUAGAAAGUUCAGAUGGUUUCUAAAGGAUCCUGAUCUAUGCACAAGUGGGAGGGAGAGUCCAGGCUGCAGACUGCGGACCUGUGCACUCGGGGGAGGGUUCAUGUGGGUUGUUCUGUUUCUUUCUCUCUCCUGUUACCCAUCCCCUCCUCUAGCCAAUUCUUCAUUAUCUAAUGUUUUUGCAACACAUUACAUUGUGAGGCCAUGCUGUGUAAUUUAACCAAUGACCGCUUAUUUUCUGCUAAAGCACUGUGGGUUAUACUGACAAAAGCCCAUAACCUUUUUUUAAGGGAGGGGGUGGGGGGUCAACAGGGGGACUUUGCCUUUGCCUCUCUUUACUUUGACAAACAUUAAAGAAAAUGUCUGUAACUCAAAAUACAAAGUUGUGGCUUUUAAUGUUGUUCUUUUUUUCUCCUCAUAGAAUGUGAUUGUUAAGGACAUGAACCGGGAAAAAAUGUUUCCAUUGACAAUGGAGCUUCUUUCUGACUAUAUUAAUAAAGUACAGAUUUUCUUGGCUGUAA